Molecule: messenger RNA, 753 nt
Organism: Metarhizium brunneum ARSEF 3297
Lineage: Eukaryota; Fungi; Ascomycota; Sordariomycetes; Hypocreales; Clavicipitaceae
Gene: BOS1
Product: Protein transport protein
Biological process (GO): vesicle fusion; endoplasmic reticulum to Golgi vesicle-mediated transport
Cellular component (GO): SNARE complex; Golgi apparatus; late endosome membrane
Molecular function (GO): SNAP receptor activity; SNARE binding
Source: RefSeq, a predicted model, not a curated record
AUGCCUCUGACUCCGAAUUUUUCACAGAACGUGCAGUACAACUCUGCCUUGAGGCAGAGUAAAUCGAUCCGCAGCGAGCUCGACACGCUGAAUGCCAAAGGGUCUCCGACUCCAGGUGAGAUUGGCAAUGUAUCGGCGUCGGUGUCAUCGUUCACGAAGAUUAUCGACGAAUAUCACCGCCUUGCACGCCAAGAAAUCGUUCCCAAGAAACAAGAAGAAGCUUUCGAGCGCGUCAAACGAUUUCGAGAGGAUCUUUCCGAUUUCCGGUCCCAAAUUGACGGACUGAAGAAAUCCAGAGACGAGGCCCAAUACCAGAACAACGGAAGAGAGCUACUAGGAAGAAGGCCCUACAAUGCCACCCCUGAGAACCCAUACGCAGGCACACCAACAAACACGAACUCUUCCUUUCACCCUCGACAUACGUCGACGGCAGGCGCGCCCUUAACGACGGGAUCUGGAGACGAGACCCGCGAGGCACAUGCUUUCCGGGAGCAAGCCUUCUUCCAGCAGACGCACUCUGCCCUAGAUGAUUACAUUGCGAGAGGUCAGGCUGUACUCGGCAAUCUCGGUGAGCAGAGGGAGAGGCUCAAGAAUACGCAGAAGAGACUAUACAGUGUCGGGACCACGUUGGGCAUCAGCGGAGACACCAUUCGCAUGGUAGAAAAACGAGCGCGGGAAGAUAAAUGGCUAUUCUUGGGCGGAGUCGUCGUUUUCUUCGCAUUUUGCUGGCUAGUGUUGCACUACCUACGGUGA